Molecule: messenger RNA, 2172 nt
Organism: Sinocyclocheilus grahami
Lineage: Eukaryota; Metazoa; Chordata; Actinopteri; Cypriniformes; Cyprinidae
Exons: 2
Coding region: 232-1719 (495 amino acids)
Cellular component (GO): cytoplasm
Molecular function (GO): glycosyltransferase activity
Source: RefSeq, a predicted model, not a curated record
CACCGCACCCAACAAACAGAUCAGCACAUAUCAGACACAUUGGAGCAAUAUUUCACUGUGUACCAGCAAGACCGAAUAGAAACUGGCCACAGAAGGGCAAAAGAAGAAGAAAAUGGAAACUUUGACGAUGGAAUACGAAACAGUUUUGAACUCGUGCCGGAUAUUUUGGUGAAAAGCAUGUUUCAGCAAGUCAUACCUGAAAAGCUUAAUGGACUCGGAGCAUUGCUUUAGAUGAACGCUCGUCAGUCGCAGCCUAUAAUGGUUUCGAAAGGAAAAUAUGAGCUACUAGAAAGUGGAUCCAAAUCAAAGCCUUCUAAGAAGAUUUGUGCUCUGAAGAUAUUUUAUUUGUCUUGCUUUUUAUUUGUGCUUUUCUUUAUCAUCUUCAUGUAUUUGGAAGAUUUCUUUAAAGCACCUUUUACCAAACAAAUCUGGCAAAACCAUAAAAGUAAAGACUCCGAUCUGCCAAAUCUUCCCCCAAGCACACAUUUGCCAUUCGUCCAAACACCACACAUCCAACACACAUCCGCCAGUCCUCCGUCUCCAAAGGCGUGUGGUGUUCAAGUGAAGGACAGGCCUGUGAUUAAAGUUGGCCAUCUUAACACAUAUGUGAUCGGCUCUUAUGUGGAUCAUCGUUUCAGAGAGAAACAGAUAAACACGAUCGCCAUUGUUCUCCGACAUGAGCAGGCGACGUACAGCUGUGUGAUGUGCUGCGAUGGGAGGAACGUGACGUCGAAUGCCGAGUACUCCAUUCAUUCUGACCACUUCAACUUUGAAUACGGCACCGCUACCAUCACGUGCCCAAUCAACAGCUUGUGUUUGACACUGACGCACGUUGCAAUCACAGCCAGUGGCGUCUUGGGGAGCGUAACAUCCUUUCAACCUGUUAGAAACAGAGACGCUCCAACAACAUUCCCAUAUGAGUUUACAAUCUGCAUCUCUGUCAUGUACGACUUCAAGAGUGUGUUGAAUUUAGUCGAGUCCAUGGAGAUGUUCAGACUGCUUGGCGCUCAAAGGGUGGUGAUUUAUAAAACCAACUGCGAUUCAGAAACACAGAAGGUUCUGGACUACUAUGAGAAAAGCGGUUUCGUGGAGAUCAUCCCGUGGACGAUUAAAAAGCACAUCGUCGUGUCUACAGGCUGGAAGCCAGAUAUAUCACCAGGUCAGCUGCAUUACUAUGGGCAAAUCCCUGCGCUUAAUGACUGUGUUUAUCGUUACAUGUACCAAACUCGCUAUCUGGCUCUACAAGACAUGGAUGAACUCAUUCUGCCUUUCAAAGUGAAAACCUGGACGGAGUUGUUGCCUGAGCUUGAGAACAUGUACGGUACUGAUGUGGGCUUUGAGUUUGAGAAUAAUCAAUUCCCGUUUACUGCAAAGCCUAACGUGGAUCACGAAAUGGAAGCAUGGAAGCAUGUAAAGGGAAUAAAUAUUUUAAAUUAUAUCGAUCGAGUACCCAACAUCCGCAAUGCUUUCAACAAUUACAAGAUUAUAGUAAAUCCUCGUCUGGUUCAGAAGGCUACUGUCCAUGGCCUGCUGGAAAGUGUGAACGGAAGCCCUACGGUCCGGGUGAAUAAUGCUAUCGCUCGCAUGUACCACUUCAAAAACUUCACGUACCCACCGAACACAAACCUUAUAAGAGAUGAUCAUCUCUGGGACUACGCCAAUGAUCUUAUACCAGCUGUUUCUAAAGUUCUACAGGACUAUGGAUUCAUUGAGGCCUAAUUGAUUGUCAUGAAGUACUGUCUGUCACUGGUUUCAAGUCAAUAAUAAAAAAUUUUUUUUAUAAAAAUCAACAUGAAAAACAAAAAUCUGGCUGUAUGCGGAUGGUAUGCAUGGGCAACUGCACACGUGUGAGUGAUUUGUUUGUUUGUUUACCUUUAUUUGAUUUGAGUGCUUAAGAAGAACUCUCCUGUAAGUAGCGUCCGUGUGCCAAAAGCGAUAGGUUGAAAGGUUUGCCCACUCAACUUAUGCUUGAGACACAGCAGUAAGUGGAAAAUCUGCCUUUACACAUUUCUACAAGUUACACACUAUAUGGAUAUUGAAUUUGGAAGAUAGAUAAAUGACUAUUUUUCUCAGAUAAACAUCUUCAUCAAUUCAUACAAAUAAUUAAUAUCUAAAUAUAUGCCAUUCAUAGUAUAUCACCUGACAGCUCAAAGCUUUAAGGACAUUCUACAU